Portunus trituberculatus (swimming crab) is the source of this 701-nucleotide messenger RNA. RefSeq lists its product as uncharacterized. Lineage: Eukaryota; Metazoa; Arthropoda; Malacostraca; Decapoda; Portunidae. Bases 23 to 328 code for a protein of 101 amino acids. The record is from RefSeq and is a predicted model, not a curated record. Gene Ontology annotation, molecular function: hormone activity. The transcript is spliced from 3 exons.
AGACCUCAAAGCAACAAGAGCCAUGGCGAGCUGGAUGUUGGCGGCCCUGGUGGUGUCCUGUGUGCUGGUGGGCAGCGUGACUCCUCAGAUCACCUUCUCCAGGUCGUGGGUGCCACAGGGGAAGAGGUCCUCCCCAACUGGCGACAUCCCCGAGCCUCUGGAUCCCUGCAGGGACGCAAGAGCGGCCACUCUCUCCUCCCUUGCUGGUCACCUCUUGGAUAUGAUGAACGACGUGGCGGCAGCUGACCACCGCCCCCUGCCCGACGACGGCACCACGGCACUCAGGCUCAGGAACGCCAUGAUGGACAGGCGUCGCCGCGUGGCUUAGAGGGGAACCCAAUCACUCUUGCCCCAACGCCUCGCGCACUGACUGAAGGGCGGCGGCUGGCGCAGCCCACCUGGGCCGCAACACAGCCAGCGCGGGGACGGAAAAGCUCAUCACUAUCACUAUUUUGCCACAAAAACAUGAAAGAAAGAAGAGAAACAUUGUAAAUCUAUAGAUGUGUAAUGUGCAUGUAAGGAUUAACUUGGAUAUUUGAAAAGGGUUAUGAUAAAUGCAGAGCUGUGUGUGUGUGUGUGUGUGUGUGUGUGUGUGCGUGUGUGAAAGCAUUCGCGCUCAGUUAAUCUCUUUUCCCUAAUAAGUUACAAAUAUUUUAUAUGAAUAAUUAUUUUUAUAAUUUAGGUUUUGGAAAGACGAAAAA